This is a messenger RNA of Lachancea sp. 'fantastica', 2373 nucleotides long. NCBI's taxonomy places the organism in Eukaryota, Fungi, Ascomycota, Saccharomycetes, Saccharomycetales, Saccharomycetaceae. The record is from the annotation of a GenBank genome assembly.
AUGUGGGUUCUGAGGUUUGAAUGUAAAGGUGCGGAUGGAACUCAGAUCAAAGUCUCGUGUUGUUUGAAACAAGCGAUCCAAUACGACAUCGGAAGGUCUACAAAGAGCCCUUUGAACAUCAAGAAUGAUAAAAGCAUAUCACGAAGCCAUAUUAAGCUCGAAACGGACGCUCAAAACCUUCUGAGCGUCUCCAACCUUGGAAAACUGACAAAAAUCAAUGGAAAAGCUGUUAAAGUUGGUCACACGGCUAAGUUUUCGCCAACAUCUGAGACCAUCAUUGAAAUGGGUGCUGAACCCAUCGUGGCUAUUGUGACUUAUGAAAAUGCCUUGUGGAAAUUACCACACGAUACUUCAAUGGCUGAAUCCGAUAAGCAGCAACUAUCACUAUAUGGGAUUGAUGCUGUUACUACGCUUUCUUCGAACACUACAAUUCAAAUCGUCAAGCAACGAGAGGGACAUUACGGUAACUGUCUGUUUGCUUUAGUUUCUGGAAUCCCAGUGCUACGGGAAACUAUAAUUUCGGACUUUUUUCAGCAAGUGGAUCACAUCCAUACCAACUUCGAUGAACGAUGGACGGAGCUCGUGAAACGCAAUUCUCAGUUUCCAAACUAUGUUCCAACACCGUCGAUUUUUCGAACAUUCAACUUUGUGGUCACCAGCAGGAAGGUAUUUGCUAUUUUCAAACACAUCGUGGAUGCCGGAAAUGGUACGCUUUGGUUGUGUGAUGGUGUCACAAAUCUGGAGUCUUUUGUCAGAAAUCAGGUUCAAUCUGACAAGAUCGUCAUACUGAUGCAUCUCAACAACACUAACUCAUCUUUGCUGCAAAAAGAUGAUUCAAAUGGCGUGGACGAGAUCCAAGAGGCAAGACUUUUGAGGGCUGAGGCUAAAAAAAUCGGUUUGGCGGUAUUUGACGUCAAUGAUCUCGUCAAUGCUGUACUCAACCACGACCUCUCGUCACUGCUGAAGCGCACACCUGUUCAGCGAACUACCCCGACUGCCGCAAGUUCUGUACAGACAAUUAACUCAGCUUUGGAACAAGGAGACAUGGUUUCUCAAGAUACGGCAAAUAGUUCAUUGAGAAAGAGGAGGCCCAAUCGACAAAGAGUCCAGCCUCUCAAUAGUUUAACAUUCUUUGGUGGCGGUGGCUCUAUUGCAUCACAAGAGAUAAAAGCAAAGAGUGAGCAACCUCCCAUUAGCGAAGAUGUCAACUUUGAAAACGAUCCGGUGGUUGAAGAGGCAGCAGUACAACCAGCUUUCAAGAAACCUCGACUAGGCUCCGAUCACGAAACCAGAAAACUGAUCCACACUCCACUUGGAAAUGAAGAUCCACGCUUUUUGAAAAGGCCACACGACAAUAUUGAAGACGAUGAUGAACAACCAUCCGUAGUUUCGAAGCGGGAUAAAAUUGAUAGUCCUGCAGGUGACCCAAGUCCAUCUGUAGCCAGUUCUUCGGAACUUAAGCACGGAGAGAACAUUUUGGUGAAGAAGUCACGAAUAGGACAAGAUGCCGCUGCCAACUCUCCCCCUGCAAGCUCGAGAGAGGGAAGCACUCCCGGAAUGCACUCAAUCAAUCUAAGGAAUGGCACUCGUUCUGGUUCAUUUGUUCGCGCUAUUCAAGAAACGAAGACUAUUGAGGUUGACAGGCUGAAGGAAAGAAUGGCCGAUGUUCAAGGAGAAGAACUUACAGAGGAGGCAAUCAUGCAGCUUGAUAACCUUGCUAUUGUGGAAACUACAGAUCUUUUGAGGAAAAGAAACAAUGGGCAACCCGCACCUCCCACCAAUUCCAAUGAGCCCUGGAAUGGGAGAAAGAAUUUCAAAAAGUUUGUGAAGAUAUGGCCCUCGCGCUCUUCAAAUUCAAGUCCUGAUUCUGCUAAUGAUGCUAUUCGAAACAAAGCAUACAUGAUCACAAGGGAUUAUGUUCCUAUGCAGCAAUUUGAUCCACGAAAGAGCUCGCUACCAGAGGAAAAUAUGACUUCUGACGCCAGGCACAACGAAAUCGUGGAUCCAAUUGCAUCUGAAAAUGGUAUCGAUUUUGGAGUACAGGUGGAAGACGAUGAACCAGUUUUUCAAUUCACCAGUCAGCGCACUGGCACACACGCGGCGCAUACUAGCUCCGAAACUCCAUAUUCAGAAAACCAACAGGAGCUUUUUAUUAUUGAUGAGGACGACUCUCAGCAGCGGUUUAACGACAAGCAGCUAUUUCACAAAGAUACGGCAGAGGAAGAUAUUGGAAGUAUUCGAAAUGCUUCUGACAAAACCAGUUACCUUUCCAAAAAUAAUCGUGGUCAACGCGGCGGUAAUGUCAAUAACGAUGAAGAGAGUGACGAUAGCGACGAUGAACCAAAAUUUCAGUUUCGGUCUCGGAAAAGGUAA